This is a messenger RNA of Fraxinus pennsylvanica, 1215 nucleotides long. The record is from the annotation of a GenBank genome assembly. NCBI's taxonomy places the organism in Eukaryota, Viridiplantae, Streptophyta, Magnoliopsida, Lamiales, Oleaceae.
AUGGCGGCGGUCACACGAGGGCUUGGAGCUACAGCGGCUCUUUCAUCAGCCAAUUCCAAGAAAUUUCAAUUCACUACUCGCAGAUCGCUCUCAGGGAGGAAAGGAAGCUUCUUUGCGGUUGAAUCCAAUGGAAAUCCGAGAUCCAGUUUGAAUCGGCAUAACAACAGAACUAGACAAUUGGUUACUAAUGCAGUAGCAACAAAGCCAGAUAGUGCAGCAGCUUCAACUGUAUCCAAGCCUGGGCAUGAGCUUUUGCUUUUUGAAGCUCUCCGUGAAGGCCUUGAAGAAGAAAUGGACAGAGAUCCCCACGUCUGUGUUAUGGGUGAAGAUGUGGGUCAUUAUGGAGGUUCAUACAAGGUGACCAAAGGGUUUGCAGAUAAGUACGGUGAUCUCAGGGUCCUUGACACUCCCAUUGCUGAAAACUCCUUCACCGGCAUGGCCAUCGGAGCUGCCAUGACUGGUUUGCGUCCCGUUGUCGAGGGAAUGAACAUGGGAUUUCUGCUUCUGGCUUUCAACCAAAUCUCUAACAACUGUGGUAUGCUCCACUACACAUCAGGUGGUCAGUUUAAGAUACCAGUUGUCAUCCGUGGACCUGGUGGAGUGGGUCGGCAGCUUGGAGCAGAGCACUCACAACGCCUCGAGUCGUAUUUCCAGUCGAUACCUGGAAUUCAAAUGGUGGCAUGCUCAACUCCAUACAAUGCCAAAGGUUUGAUGAAGGCCGCUAUCAGGAGCGAUAACCCCGUGAUUCUUUUUGAGCACGUUUUGCUUUACAACCUCAAAGAGAGGAUUCCAGAUGAAGAGUACGUAUUGAAUCUUGAGGAAGCUGAGAUGGUUAGGCCAGGUGAGCACGUCACUAUUUUAACUUACUCCAGAAUGAGGUACCACGUGAUGCAGGCUGCAAAAACUUUGGUCAACAAAGGAUACGAUCCUGAAGUCAUUGAUAUCAGAUCAUUGAAGCCAUUUGAUCUUUACACCAUUGGGAAUUCAGUGAAGAAGACUCAUCGUGUGAUAAUUGUAGAGGAGUGCAUGCGCACAGGUGGAAUUGGUGCCAGCUUGACGGCUUCGAUUAAUGAAAAUUUCCACGAUUAUUUGGAUGCCCCAAUUGUAUGUUUGUCGUCACAGGACGUGCCGACUCCAUAUGCUGCAUCACUGGAGGAAUGGACCGUUGUCCAGCCUGCACAGAUUGUUGCUGCGGUUGAGCAGCUUUGCCAAUAG